AUGUGGGAGAUCGUGGAGAACGGUUUUCAAGAGGUAGAAGCUAGAGCCGAUCAAGCACAAAGAGAUGCGUUAAAGGAGACAAGAAAGAAGGACAAGAAUGCCCUUUAUAUCUUGUAUCAAUUAGUGGACGAAGAUACGUUUGAGACCAUCGCCAAUGCGGAGAUGUCAAAGGCGACAUGGGACAAGCUCCAAUCGACUCAUAGAGGAGCCGAUCGUGUGAAAAAGGUACGGUUGAAAACCUUACGUGGUGAGUUUAAAUCUUUACAAAUGAAGGAGACGGAGGUGAUAGCGAAAUAUCACACAAAAGUAAUGGCUUUCAUCAACCAAUUGAGACGGAAUGGUGAAGAAAUCACCGAUGUUCGUGUCAUGGAGAAGGUUCUACAAAGCCUAAAUACAAAGUUCGAGAUUAUCGCCACGACGAUCGAGGAGACACAAGAUCUUGAGAACAUGACAAUUGAACAAUUUAUAGGCUCAUUACAAGCCUAUGAGGAGAAAAAGAAAAGGAGGAUGAAGCAAACAGAGAUCGUUGAACAACUUCUCCAACUCAAAAUCAAGGAGGAGAAUAUUCGUGGACGUGGAAGAGGUCGUGGUGGUCGAGGCCAUGGUGGAAAAGGUGAAGCCAACACCGAUGUUUCUCAAAACUCGUCUGAAUCCUCAAGAGGAAGAGGAGGUCGAGGUCGUGGAAGACGUGGUAGAAGGUCUGGGAGAGAUAAAUCUCAGGAAAAAUCAGAAGUAUUUGAAAUCUUUAAGAGAUUUAAGGCACGUGUGGAGAAUGAAAGCAACCUUACAAUCAAGGCCAUGAGAACUGAUCGAGAUGGAAGCCUCUUGAGAUUGGAAAUACAAGAGGAGGAGUAUGAUUUCCUUCCAUAUUUUGAAGAAGACGAUGAAAAUGAGCUGACCAGGGAUGAAAUGGGUGAAGGUUUGCCCAUUCUAGUGCCACCUCAUUCAGCCGAUCGAUCAUCAUCUGAAAGUUCAUCUAGCAAUUCGAAGAAUGAAAUUGGCCCAAGAGGAACUCGAAGUCUACGGGAACUUGAUGAGGUCUAUGUGGAACAACCAUUGGGUUAUGAAGUCAAGGGUGAAGAAGAUAAAGUGCUUUGA
This is a messenger RNA of Benincasa hispida (wax gourd), 1098 nucleotides long. The record is from RefSeq and is a predicted model, not a curated record. NCBI's taxonomy places the organism in Eukaryota, Viridiplantae, Streptophyta, Magnoliopsida, Cucurbitales, Cucurbitaceae.